Messenger RNA from Manacus vitellinus (golden-collared manakin), 1091 nucleotides. RefSeq names its product chromosome unknown C5orf15 homolog (gene CUNH5orf15). NCBI's taxonomy places the organism in Eukaryota, Metazoa, Chordata, Aves, Passeriformes, Pipridae. The record is from RefSeq and is a predicted model, not a curated record.
AUGUGGUUCAGUGGUGUAGGGGUGACAGUGACGGUGCCGGAUGGCGCGGGCGGCGGCGAGCGGCGGGAGCGGGCGGGCUGUGCCCUCGGCCUGGCGCUGCUGCUCGGCUGGGCCCUGGCGGCCCGCGGGCAGAACCUCCGCGAUCCCGUGAACACGGAGACGCUUCUGAAAAAUAUUUCUUCUAAAAGUGAGAAUGAAACACUGAGCAGAUCCCAGAAUUUGACAGACAGCUUGCAGAGCCUAACCUCAACAAAAAAGGCAAUCCCAACAACAGCCAAAAUCAGUUCAGUGACUGCAGGAAAGGCACCUACAGCAAAAGGUGACUCUUCCUCAUCUGUUCUCCCUGCUAGUCUGGUACCUCCAGUUGAUGCUUCUGAAGAUACUAAAAUUGAGGACGAGGAUCUUCUAACAGAUUUGAAAGAUACACUAAAUAGUUCCCCACCCAUCAUAAAAGAAACUCUGGAGUCAGAUGGAGAUGAUUAUGGUCCUUACGAGAUGACACCGAUUUCCAGGUACAGCCCAGACCUAGAGAUGCCGGAUGACGACGACUCCGACACCAUCAGCAAUUACAACGAGGAGAUCAAGACCCUGGAUGAGAAGAUAAAAGGGGUUUCUGUCUCAGGGUUGGAAGAAGAAGAGGACAGCCAUUUCUUUUUUCAUCUGGUUGUAGUUGCCUUCUUAGUAGCUGUUGUUUAUGUCACCUAUCACAAUAAGAGGAAGCUCUUCCUGCUGGUGCAGAGCCGGCGCUGGAGGGACGGGCUGUGCUCGCGGACGGUGGAGUAUCAUCGCCUGGACCAGAACGUGAACGAGGCCAUGCCUUCCCUCAAAAUAACCAACGACUACGUGUUCUGAGAGCACUGUGCUUGGGCUUUGCUGAACUUAUCACUCUUUGCCUGCCCAGUCAUGUAAUGAUAUUCAGGUAUCCCAAAUAAGCUGCUUGUACAGAAAUGAGAUGUACUCUCUGUGACCUGGAUGUUUUGGAGAUUAAAUCUCAUGGAAGAUCAAGGGCAUGACACAUCUGUUUGCUACUUUGGUCGGGUUUUAUAUCAACUAUAAAGAUGCAGAGUUUAAUAAAUUAGUGCUCUUUCCAU